Molecule: messenger RNA, 1715 nt
Organism: Cicer arietinum (chickpea)
Lineage: Eukaryota; Viridiplantae; Streptophyta; Magnoliopsida; Fabales; Fabaceae
Product: UDP-glucose 4-epimerase GEPI48
Biological process (GO): galactose metabolic process
Cellular component (GO): cytosol
Molecular function (GO): UDP-glucose 4-epimerase activity
Source: RefSeq, a predicted model, not a curated record
CAGAAACCGAACUCACUGGAAAUCCACGUGGCUUAUCUGUUACUCCCUCCAUAAAUAUUCGCACAAACCCAUUCAUCAAAUUCCAAAUGCCAUUAAAGUAUUAAAGUUUUAUAAGAAUAAGAAUUUACCAUAACUAAGAAUCACACAACUUUCGGAACGUGUCACAGAAUUCUCGCCUCCUUCGAAAAUGGCAUCGCGCGUCAGCAUCAGUAAUACCAACGCUUUCCCUUCUUCUUCACCGUCCUAUUUAAACUCCUCUCGUUUUCUCUCUCACGCUAAUAACGUUUCAUUCCAAACUCAAAACGGUUCUACCAUGCUUAACAAAACUGUUCUCGUUACCGGUGGAGCCGGUUACAUCGGUAGCCACACCGUUCUUCAGCUUUUGCUCGGUGGUUUCAAAACCGUCGUUGUUGAUAACCUUGAUAAUUCAUCCGAAGUUGCUAUUCACAGAGUCAAGGAACUCGCCGCAGAAUUUGGGAAUAACCUUAACUUUCAUAAGGUAGACCUCCGUGACAGGGCUGCACUAGAGCAAAUUUUUGCUUCUACAAAGUUUGAUGCAGUCAUACAUUUUGCUGGAAUGAAAGCAGUAGGUGAAAGUGUGCAGAAACCGUUACUCUACUACAACAACAAUUUGAUUGGGACAAUCACUUUAUUAGAAGUCAUGGCUGCUCAUGGAUGCAAGAAGCUUGUGUUCUCAUCUUCAGCCACUGUAUAUGGUUGGCCAAAGGAGGUUCCAUGUACAGAAGAGUUUCCUCUGUCAGCAAUGAACCCAUAUGGACGAACCAAGCUCACCAUUGAAGAAAUUUGUCGUGAUGUCCAUCGUUCUGAGCCAGAUUGGAAAAUAAUGUUAUUGAGAUACUUCAACCCAGUGGGUGCACACCCUAGUGGUUAUAUUGGGGAGGAUCCUCGUGGAAUUCCAAACAAUCUCAUGCCGUUUAUUCAGCAAGUUGCGGUUGGCAGACGGCCUGCACUGACAGUAUAUGGAAAUGAUUAUAAUACAAUUGAUGGCACCGGGGUUCGGGAUUACAUUCAUGUUGUUGAUUUAGCAGAUGGGCACAUUGCCGCAUUGCUUAAACUAGAAGAAGCUGAUAUAGGUUGUGACGUUUGUAACUUGGGGACAGGAAAGGGAACAUCAGUUCUGGAGAUGGUUAGAGCUUUUGAAGAGGCAUCUGGAAAGAAAAUUCCACUUGUGAUGGCUGACCGUAGACCUGGUGAUGCCGAAAUUGUUUAUGCCUCAACAAAAAAAGCUGAAAAAGAACUUAACUGGAAGGCAAAAUAUGGAAUUGAUGAAAUGUGCCGUGAUCAAUGGAAUUGGGCUAGCAAAAAUCCUUACGGCUAUGGAUCUCAGGAUUCCACAGAUUAACCUUGAUAAUUACUACUAAAUAUACCAUAGAUGUUAUUAGUUUGGGUUCUUUUCUGAACUCUUACCACACACCAAUUACCAUAGGUCCUGUGAAUUUAAUUUUCUCUGAAGCUCUUUUUCUUAUAGCGAUUAUAAGGUGACAAAGUACUUGUAUCAUUGUAAUUUCGAGUAACAGCCUACAGAUAUAAAUAAUAAGUAGUGAUUUACUUUAGUUUACAGGCUAUAGGUGUUAGUAUUACUAUGUAAGGAUUCUCUCAUGUUCUGCAUGAACAUGACGGUGUCCUGUUUUGUAAAUCUAAACUACAUUUUAUUGAUGAUAUUAUGAUGACUUACAGGUACUCUUACCGCAUUA